This is a messenger RNA of Lolium rigidum, 738 nucleotides long. Its product is annotated as probable glutathione S-transferase GSTU6. Bases 1 to 738 code for a protein of 245 amino acids. Gene Ontology annotation, molecular function: glutathione transferase activity. The record is from RefSeq and is a predicted model, not a curated record. The transcript is spliced from 2 exons. NCBI's taxonomy places the organism in Eukaryota, Viridiplantae, Streptophyta, Magnoliopsida, Poales, Poaceae. Gene Ontology annotation, biological process: glutathione metabolic process. Gene Ontology annotation, cellular component: cytoplasm.
AUGGCGGGUGUUCAGUUGGGCGGCGAAGGUGAACUGAAGCUGCUGGGCACAUGGGCGAGCCCAUGGGUGUCCAGAGUGAAACUUGCCCUCCACCUGAAGGGCUUGAGCUACGAGUACAUCGAGCAGGACCUCGACAACAAGACCAGCCUUCUCCUCGCGUCCAACCCGGCGCACAAGAAGGUGCCCGUGCUCAUCCACAACUGCAAGGCAAUCUGCGAGUCGCGCGUCAUCCUGGAGUACAUCGACGAGGCCUACAGCGCCACAGGCCCUUCCCUCCUGCCUGCCGACCCCUAUGAACGCGCGAUCAGUCGGUUCUGGGCUGCCUACAUUGACGACAAGCUGGUUGUCCCGUGGGUUCAGGCGUUCAAGAACAACACAGAGGAGGAGAGGAUCGAAGGGAUGAAGCAGACGCUGGCGGCAGCAGAGACGCUGGAGGGUGCCCUCAAGGAGUGCUCAAAGGGGAAGCCCUUCUUCGGCGGCGAUAGCAUGGGGUACGUUGACGUCGCGCUGGGCGGUCUCAUCUCGUGGCUGCAGGGAACGGAGGAGCUCUGUGGUGCCAAGCUCUUUGACGAUGCCAACACCCCGCUUCUGCUCUCCUGGGUCGAGCGGUUUGUCGCGCUGGACGCCGCCAAGGUGGCUCUUCCCGAUGUCGGCGAGCUGGUUGAGUUCGCCAAGAUGAGGCUUGCCCAGCUAGGUGCUGCAGCGGCGGCUGCUGCAACUGUGCCUCCCAAGAACUGA